Molecule: messenger RNA, 2184 nt
Organism: Candida dubliniensis CD36
Lineage: Eukaryota; Fungi; Ascomycota; Pichiomycetes; Serinales; Debaryomycetaceae
Exons: 1
Coding region: 1-2184 (727 amino acids)
Source: RefSeq, a predicted model, not a curated record
AUGCCUACAUUCGAUCUCGUGUAUGAAAGAACACCGACACUAGAAGUUCGAGCUUCGAAAUCUUCCGACGACUCUAGUGAAACAUCCGAUUAUUGUAAAACACAUCCAAACUCCGAUCAGUGUGAAAAACCCGUUAGUGAUAAUAGUGUUACCAUUGCAUUAUCGAUUAUAUUACCUUGUCUUGCUAUAGUUGCUGUUCUUGGGUAUUUUCUUUAUAGAAAUUACCGUAAGGAUAAAAAGGAAAGUUUAGAACAUGAUCCAGAUUUUGAUGAAAAUGGAGAGGCUACCGCGUUACCGGAUUAUCCUCAAAUGAAAGGUUAUCAAGAAGAUCCAUUCCAUAAUAGAAAUUCUAUUAGAUACCCAAUGGACUACUCUAAUAACAAACCAUACGGUAACCAAUACGAAAGGACCUCAAGACAACAACAACAACAACAACAACAGCAGCAUCCACAGGACCCAUACUUGGAUAGUUUUGUUUUGCCAUAUCAACACCAGACGGGAUCGAAGCUUUCCUUAGAUGAUUAUGCACGAAAGCUUGGUGAUCUGCAAGGUUACCAAACCCCUUCCAAUGUGGGAUCUAGAUCAAGAUCAGGUUCUAUGCAUCUUGAUAGUAAUCUCAAAAAUACAGUAGCAAAUGGCCGUGGUCAUUCUAGAAAACCUUCUUCAGUUAAAAGUCCAAGUAAAAAGAAAGAUGGUAAACAAUAUACCAACAUUCCCAAUGAUUCUGAUCCUUCCAUGGUUGAGCCAAAUGCGACAAAUCUGGGACGUGGUGUUCAAGAGGAAACAUCAGAUGAAUCGGAGAAUUAUUCUUCACCAGAAGAGAAGUUUGUUGUGUCAUAUGAAAAUGAAUCUGUUCCUAAUGUGAAUAAUGAUGUUCCACAAAUAUUUGUUAGCGAGGAAAAUGAACAGUCAACUGAAAAUUCUCAUUCGCCAUUUGAUGAUCAACAAGACCAGGCCACCAAUACUACUGAAUCCACCAUGGAGACUAUCCCUCAUACCAAGCAAGCUACCACUCAUAACUAUGACGAUGGUGAUUUUACAUUUUCAACUGAAGGUGAAACUCAAAAUACAACGGCAACUGAACAACUAACAACUUCCAAGCCCCGAUCUCCAAGAAUAUCUGCAUUCAAUUUAUUAAAAAAUGAUAGUGACAAUGAAGAGGACGAAAAAGAUGAAGAUGAUGAAGAUGACGAAAUGAACGAAUUAAGUCCUGAACAACAAGAAGAACUCAAACGUAUGAAAUCAGUUUAUAAAGUUUAUUUUGACAAAGAAAUCAUUGGGGAAAACGUACCAGCUAGGAAAUAUGACAUUGAUGAAAACUAUCCUCCGGUGCCAAAUAAGAUUAACGAUGAAUUGAAAAUGGAUACCGAAUAUGCUAAAAGAUUCAGUAACACAUCUUCUGUGUAUCAAGAACAAGAUGAACAACAGUUUGUUCAACAACACCAACAAUAUUAUUACGAUCAAUUCAAUCAACAAUAUCAACAACAAUAUGGUUCUCCAGUGGAUCCACAAUUGUACCAACAGAUCCAACAACAGCAAUACUAUAAUUAUUAUGAACAACAACAGCAACAGCGUAUUAAGGAAUCGAAAAGACCAUUACCAGCAUUGCAGAAAAUACCUCGUCCAUCAGACAUUAGAAAAUCUACUUUACAAACUUAUACUGAUUUCAAACCAAGUAUGAAAAAUCAAACCGUGACGUCUUCACCUACGGGGAAAUUACCAUUUGUUCCAAUAGAAAAUGAUGGAGUAUGGACUUCACCUGUAAAUUCACCUUCAAUACAAUCACAAGCUUCAUUCCCACUGCAACAUCAAAAUUCUAUCCCACCCGAUGGAUAUUUCUCAUCAGCACAACACCAACACCAACACCAACACCAACACCAACACCAGCAACCAUCAUCUUCAUCUUCACAACAAAGAAAUGUAUCAUCCUCAUCAUCAUCAUCAACAACAAAUGUACCUUCCGCUUCACAAAUGGCUAGAUCAUCAGUGGUUAUGUUAAAUCCUGUGACGGAAAUCACCAAACAAAGAAAAUUUAAACCAGCUGGAUCAAUACCUAGAAUCAAUAAUAAUGCACGUCCCGGAUAUCAACAAUUUGGUCAUAGCGACUUGAAUGGACCGGAGAGUGAUUUACUUCCAGGUAAUAGGAAAAGUGAUGUUAGAAGAAUGAUGAAUAGUAAUUUUUAG